Molecule: messenger RNA, 1373 nt
Organism: Ciona intestinalis (vase tunicate)
Lineage: Eukaryota; Metazoa; Chordata; Ascidiacea; Phlebobranchia; Cionidae
Source: RefSeq, a predicted model, not a curated record
UAUUGAUUUUUCACAAGCAGUGUGUGCACUUACUUUACCAGUUGUGACGUUUCUGUUGUUCGGUUGGGGGCAGCAACUGCGUUGUCAUCUUAGCGAAUUUAUUAUCUAUUUGAUACAAAUUCACUCUUAGAAUGCUGGGUUCUUCCAUAAUCAAUGAUAUAUUGGACUCCUUAUAUGAUUUGCGAUAUUUUGAAUCUGGAAUAUCAGAUGAAGCAAGUUUGAAAGACGCAGCUAAACACGGAGCUUCAUCGCUGACAUUUACUUCCACAGUUGCACGACUUACAAAUGAAUUGCGACUCAUUUACAACAUCGAGGCAAACGUUUCUGAAGUCAAGUGUAAGGAAGAUGCUGAUACUUUCUUGUCAGAACUAAAUAACUUCCUUGUUGAAUACGGUUCACCAUUUUCUAAUACACUGUUACAAGAUGAAGAAGACUGCUUUGCGUUGUUGCUGUUUUUAGUAUCUGAACUCCAAGCUGCAAGAAUCUAUUACUCCAAAAAAGAACAAAAUCACAAUGAUGAACUCGAGAAACCAAAUCAUUUGUUCGAGGUGUUCAAAUUAAUCUGCAUCACACUAAGACUUUCAAAACCUCCACCUUCUAUAACAUUGACAAGUUUUAUUCAAGGUAUCUCUAAAAAGCUAAAUGAGUUAGUUGCCUCUCAAACUCACUUAAGCCAACCAUUGGUGGGUGAUCUAACAACAGAGCAAUGGAAAGUAUUGGAAUUAUUAAACAAUGAAUUGAAGUUGGAAUAUGAAUCUCGACGUGCAAUGCUAAUAAAAAGAUUAGAUGUUACUAUCUCAUCAUUUAAUUGGUCAAAUACUGCUAAGACAAACAUGGAUCGUAUAACUGCUGCGUAUCAAGCACUGCGACAUAAAUUAGACGCAGAAAGCCCAGUUUCACUUGCUCAUCUUAUCGCUGCAAGACAAGAUUUGGCUCAAGUUUGCAAAACUUCAUUUGGUGAAACAAGACACUCUUGCCCCAUUAAUAAAAUUGUUAUUGGAAAGGUGCCUGACAGAGGUGGACGUACAAAUGAAAUAUCAGCUCCACCACCAGAAAUGCCAUCCUGGCAGAAGAGACAGGACGGUGGUGGUCGUGGGGGUCGAGGUGGUGGGGGUCGAGGGGGUGGGGGUCGAGGGGGUGGGAGUCGUGGGAGUGGCGGCCACCAUCAAGGUUCGAGGCAAAGACAAAACAACCAAUCUUCUGACAACCAAGCUUCUUCUAGAGGUCAAAGUAGAUGGGGCAGGGGAAGAGGGAACAGGCCAGGUGGAAAUCAAUUUUUCAACCAACAAGUUAAUGCUGGUGAUGGGUUCAGUUCAGCUCAUACUUACACAAACUAGAGAAAUAAACAAUAAAUACAUCAGUGUAAAGUGAAA